UGAUCAGUAGAUGUGUGGUAUAUCUCUGCUCCGAAAACAACCUGGUGAAGUGGGCUUUAGUUCAGAGGUCAGCUUGCAAGUGAGUAGACAACAGCGUUAUAAAGGUGUGAAGAGAAUUUGAGGUCAUACAUCUGUGGUAGCAAUAAGUCUGAUUGAUAUGGAAGCAAGAAAGUAAGUCAAGCUCUUUAAACAUCACACUGUUUUCGCCUGAUUGUGAAUGGGUUGAAGCGUGAUCAUUCGGCGAGUCUUUUCGACAAAGCGAUCAGCAGCAAAGCGGGCGCCGGUAAGAGACACACACAGCCGACAGUCCAGAAAGUGACAGCUGGCGAAAGAGCGGUGUGACCACAACCCAGAAGCUGUGACCAGAGAGCUGGGUGUGACCAGAGUGUGACCAGAGAGCGAGUGGUGACUCCAUGGUGACCAUGACGCAGGUGGACAUCCUUACGCAGGACGUGCUAGUCGCCUGCAUCAUGGUGGGCCUGACUGCGGUUGUCGGCGUGCUGGGUAACGGGUUGAUGUUGCGUGCGCUGGUGCUGUACCCCAAUCUGCGCAUCGACCUCUUCAUCCUGCUGAGCAGCGUGGCUGUCAGUGACGUGCUGUGCCUGGUAGUGGCCGUGCCGCGUCACAUCAUCAACCUGACGGAAUCCGUGGAGCCCGUGACGGACUUGUGGUGCAAGGCCAGCAAAUACCUGGAGAUCGGCGCCGGAUUUGUCUCCGCCUACCACCUGGUGGUGCUGGCCGUGCUGCGCGCCAUCCUGCUGACCAGCCGCGGCCACAAUCCGCCUACCGUAUGCCAGACGCUGACAUGCGCCGUGGUUCUGUGGGUGGUGGCGCUGCUUGGCGCCGUGCCCUUCCUGCUGAAUGAGAUGGACGAGGAUGGCUUCUGCCAUUACACGCCGGGUGCCGACAUCACCAAAGACCUGUGGCUAUCCAGCUCCUUCUCUUGCUUUGUCCCUAUAGCCAUGAUCAUCAUUUACCUGCUGACCUAUCUCGUGGGCAAGCGCUACUUCGAGGACAGCUAUUCCUACCGCGAGAAGCGCAUCUCGCGCCUCGUCACUGUCAUCAUCGUGGUCUUCGCGCUCUGUCAGCUACCGUACCGCGCCGUCGACCUUCACCUUUCCUACCGCGAGCGGGAGGCCGAGCGGAGUGAGCAUCUGCCGGAAGCGGACACAUUCGAGUCGCUGUACAUCGCGCGCAACUACCUUCUGUGCCUCCUAAUGGCCGACAAGGCGGCGCGACCCGUCAUUUAUUCCAAACUGGCUCCAGACCUGGCGCAGGCCUUCGACGAGGUCAUCAACUGCACCUUGUGCAGCCGUUACUACACCAAGGGACGGCGACCUGUGGGCGCCAUUUCCCACACCACGCGUCUGCCCUCCACAGCCAGCGAGGCGCCACUAACCGGCAGCACCGACAACACCGACAACAAGAGAGACGAGGCCUCUGAGAUCAUCCAGCUUUGAGCGAAGAUGACAGCUUCUGAUGUCCUUUCGUCUUACACAGUCCAAUGGAGGCCUUUUUUCCUCGUCUCGACUGCCACAGUUCGUCUUCAUGAUCGUCAGCGAGACUAGACGUCCUGUCUUCAGCCAUGCUUCUGGCCACAGAAUCGUCAGUAUGUUCGUAUCGUCAUCCCUUUGGAAGGCAAGUAUCAGUGAUUAAAACAGCACGUCCCUGAAACAAACCCCUGGCAGACGGACACUGAAAUCUCCAGAUGACCCGAUAAUGCACUCCAUGCAUCACAAGUUGUGGGUACUGCAGCCAGCUACAGGUGCAGCGUGAAGGUGCAUCACAAACAAGGGGAACUGCAGACAGGAGUAGCAAGACGGGACCUCGUUCUCAAAGAGCCCGGCAAAGCUGGUCAUCGCAGAUCUCAAGCUGUUGUGAGAAUAAGCUGUGGUGUUUUUUAGCGAGUGAGAGCACACGAGAAAACAAUGAUCUGUCCUGCUAGCAGCAACAAGCCACUCCCAUGUGAUCUAGGUACCAUAAGUACUGUCUGACUGCAAAACACGUGACCACGAGAUACUGCACGAAAGGAACAGACACCGUGAUGGGAGCCUUCCUCCUUUACUCAAGCUGUAAUAUUCUCAGUCAUGAUCUUAGUUUCACUAUAGCUUGUUCCUCCCCCCCCCCUUUUUUUUUUUUUUUUUUUUUUUUUUUGUCCUAAGAAAGUUUUGAAUUGCGUUACUGUCUUUCGUAAACGUUUGUGUCACACGUGGGGCAGACGUACUGCAGAGUCAAACCAAAAUUAUGAGCCAACUAUCCGAGCUUUCUGGAGAAGAGAGAACACUGUUGUUUAUUGUCAGCAGCAGUAUUCGGAUGUUUUCAUUUCAGGCUCUGACGUUCACAGUGAGAGAAACGCACUAGAAUGUGUGUGUGUGCCGUGCGGGUAUGUAUGAGUGUGUGUGUUAGCUGUGCUCCAGUCCCCUGUUUAUUUACUAGACGUUAUCCACAUGCUGAAGGACAGAUGAGAGGUCGCAGUGUAGACGUGAGUGCGACAUAGUGUAUCCUCCAUAUUGUUUCAAUGUUGACAACAUCGCCAACUGACGCGCCAUGUGUUUCGGGGUUUACAACAUUACAACUCUGCCAAGAGAAUCCCGGGAAAUAGAGGUAAAUAAGAUUCUUAUAAAUUAAGCGAGUUGAGAAAUCUGGGAAUGUUAGUUUGUAAGUUGGUGAAGUUCGUUCCAUGUGUUGUGAUAAGGGAACUUGCAAUGUAGAGCUAGCAUGUCCACCACCCAUACCCCCUGAGAAAGAGCGUGCUUCGGUGUACUGAUUGCAGACCAUGAGUAUACAGCCACUCGCAGAUUCGUAUACUUUUCGAGCCCACUUGCCGAUUCCAGAGAGUUUGAAAGGUGACUACAGCCCUUUGGCACGGUCAUGAGCACCAAAAACCACAUAUUGGCUCUUCUCACUCCACGCCUUGCCACGUGACCAUGUUUAGUCUCCGCCAGAGACGCCAGGAGUAAGCAGCUCUGCCUGUUUUCACGCUCUUUGGAUGCCGGAGACGGAAAGAGGUCGGAGAGAACAAGAUGAUGUUUGAUCGUCUGUUACUACAUGGCGCCUGCUGUCUGGCAGGUCUGGCUGUGCUUCUCACAUCCCCAUGCAGGCAAAGCGAAGGAUAAAACUUGACAAGCGAUUGUGGGCUUUUCACAUUCGAGUAGUAGUGUUCUGGUCAAGAAUGCUAUGGCAAGGGGAGGAUAGUACCUUUAUAUGGGGAAGACUCCGUGUCUUUGGCUCAGGCUGCACGUGUUUAGGUUUUUACAGCGAACUGUUAUUAUUGUUUGGGUUCACCAUUUUGGUUGUCGCUUCAAGCUGUAAUCUGUUGACAUUCUGUUAACAUGUCGCCGCUUACAAACUGUGCUGUGAGUUUGUAUUUAGCAUUUCAUUGACAUAUUGCUGUUCACAAAGUGCUCUGUGAGUUUGUGUUCAACAUCUGUUAACGUGUUCACAAAUGAGCUUUGAAUCUGGGCUGAACACUCGGUCAACAUGUUACUGUUCACGACUUACGAUGGUGGCUCGUGUUCAUUUAUUACCCUGAUCCCAUUUACAAACCACUUGAACAGCAUCCGAUCCAGUUUGUUCGAGAGCAGCAUGCACAGCAACACACGUGAAUGGCAGAUGACAUUAUUCUGCAAAACACAUAGAAUGUGAAUGGCUUAUGGUGUUAUUCUGCGGAGAAGAAAGCAUUUAAAGGCCAUUCUUACAUAUAAUGGCGGCACGGUGCAUGCAAUGCAUUGUGAUCGGAGAUUGCUUGUGUCGUCACUAGACACCCCUGUUUGACCUGAGUCUGAGCCGGAUUGUAGUUCACAGUAUACCCUUCUAGCGGUCAUUCUCUUGACUGUUUGGACACCAGUUUGAUCCGACCUCUUCUAGUUUGCAGGCUUGUCCUGGGUUUCCAUAUCUUUCACAUCUCUUGAACAGUUUACAUUCAAACACUAUACCACAACUAUCUGCUUUAUAUCUGGUCAGAGUCCUGAUCGCAAUCAGUACUGCUGACAUUCCUCAUUACUGGACUAUCUCGGUCACCUUAGUGCCUUUGAUAUGGACUACCGGACUGAUACCGGGUCACGAUGUUGGUGGUGGUGGGGGCAUUUAGGUUGUACCUGAUGGCGCUGACUCGUGCACUGGGGGUACAUAUACACAGCUACGUGUGUUUUCACAUCCACUGGACAUGAGCUGUACAUGGUAACACAUGCACACAACAUACACAUGUUAUCACGUGCAGUGGACAUUAGAUGUACACGGUGACAAGUUCCGACCGUAGAUGUGCGUGGUAAGGUGUACCGGCAUGAGCGGUUAUAUCAUUCAUCGAUUGACAAAAAAGACAUGGAGUGUCAUCACACGCACAGUUUAAUGACGGCUGCGCCAUCAAACAGCAGGCAGGCCUCUCGUCAAGACCCACAAAGUUGUCUUCGUGCUGCAUUCCUUCCUCAUCUGUUGCCUACCCCUUUCCUUGCGACAAAUACCGGCUUUUACUCUGUUGUGAAACUUCUUGCUACCUUUUGCAGCAAACAUCUGCACAUCACUCGGACUUCACAUCACUUACUCCCACUUUUUUCUGAAUCCUGGCUCACACUUUUGUGUGCAUUAAAUUCUUCCUUACGUCUUAAAAAGUGAACAACUAUUUUGUUGAUUUCCCAUUACAUGUUUUCAUUGCUGUCAUGAAAGUGCUCGUGUGUGUGUGUGUGGGUGGGGUGGAUAAUCAAACUCUUCAGGCUGUCAUUUUAUUGCAUGCUCUGUCAGCUGCUUAUGUCUUCUGUCAUAGGAAGAACAAGUCUGCUAGGCCGUCAUGUACCACUUUGUGUGGGUGUGGAUGCUAUUAAUUUCCGUAAAAAGAACUGAUGCUAGUUUCUUCAGAUUUUUAUCAUCUGUGUUACUACAAAAAGGCGUGUGCGUGCUGGUAUGUGCGCACAUUUGAGAGUGUGAUGAUGUGCCUUUUGGUGACUUCGUUUCCAUGUGUUGUAAAUACUUUAUUGCCAUGUGUCAUGAAUAGUUUAUGACCACUUGGUCAGAAGAGGUUUUUUGACAACUUAGGCUAGUGCUAGUCCUGUAAAGGAGAUACUUUACACAGUCAUUAAAAGAAAUCGCGAAAAGUCAGACCUCCAAAACUGUAAUGUGGACUGUUCCCGCUUUUGUCGUGAAUUGGUUUCACAUCGGUUUCAAAGACAGCUGCCAUAGUAUUUUCUGAACACCACUUUACAGUCCGUGCGUUUUUUUUCCUUUUGGCAGCUGUGACGAUCACCUUGUAUCUGGCAAAGACAACCUGACUGCCGGACAUGUCUGCUUUCAUCGUCAGAUGUAGCUUUUUCCUCAAUGCUUUGUACAAAGAAGCAGCAGAAGAGUUUAUCAAACCCUUAGGUUCAACUCAGUAAAUGAAAAUAUCUGCUGUGUCCAUUUACUCCUGACAGCACACUGUCACCUAAAGCCGUGGUGAUGGUGGUUGUGGUGGUACUCCACGCUCUUGCCUUCUUUUUAUUACUACGGCAGACCGUGCCUUGGAUGGAGGGGAGUAACUGUAAGUUGAGGCAGGCACUAGUGCCAUCUUGUAACCAUAUUUCUCUCCCGUGGAACAUGGCGCAACUGUCGAUUCCGUUCAAUGGAAGUGAGCGAGCUUGUGGAAUACUCAGGACGGGAAUGGGGGGGAUGUUGAGAGGGAUAUGAAGAGGCUGCUUGCUGCUUUGUGUGUGUGUUACUGUGCAUGAAGGAGAAGUCCAUAUGCAUUAGAAUUAAAUCAUUUCCUGAUUUACAUCUGUGAUUUUACUCUGUGAUGGGUUUGUUUGGUGAAGUAGCUCAUUAACUGGGGCUGAAUGUCUAACGAUGAGCGAUUAGCGCAGUCACAUAACUGUGUCAUGUUAGCAGUGUGAAUACUGUAUAAUUUCCAUGGUUUGAAAACUGUUUGCCGUCUACAGUAUGAAGACAGUGUAUACAGUUGACUUUGUGCCCUCUGCCAUUUUGAACGGUGUUCACUAACACCGAAUGUUUAUAAUGGGAACUGUGUGUAAUGUAUACAAGUCUUAGCAAAAGCUAAAAAGGGUGUACAGUUGAUUUGAAAAUGUAAGAUAUGGUUCUACGCAGCUGUCAAUCAUUGAAUGUACAUGUUGCACGUGCGUCUAUAUAUAUCUGUGUGUGUGUAUGUGCGCGCGCGAGAUGUAGUGCGCUUGCUGAAAGACCCGAACUUCCAUGCAAAGGUCUGUUGCAGGCAGCCAGGGCAGAGCCAGACCUAGCAAGUGCCUGACCUUACAAACAAUGUGCAGCGAGAUGAAAACAUUUAGUCCUUGAAUGUCACCUACAUCAUGGAUUAAAGGAGAUGGUGUGGUCGGUAUGGCGCAAUACUGAAUUUUUUUUUUUAAGGACAAAUAUCUUAGAGCACCUGGCCUCGACCUAGAGAGAACAGCAUUUGGGUGCAUGACAGGAGAAUGAGGAGGCCUACUUGGUGUGGUGCCAGCACCAGCAUGCCAUGUCUGAGGUUUUGUCUGCCGUUCAUCAGGUUGCCCAGCUGCACGUGGCAACUACCCGUUCUGCAGCACAUUGUGACCUCAGAAAGCGUUGCGGCGCAUUUGUUUCUAGAUGGGGUGGAUGAGAAUGUCUGCAUGAUGUCUGCGUCUUGACGAACGACAAAGUCGAUGAUAUCAGUACAAAAUGUCAUGUAAAGUUGUAUAUCUUAUGAUUAGUGAUUAACGCUGAUCAUUUCGUGUUCCAGCUAUGUUAACAUGUGUUGCUCUUAUUAUUAUUAUUGUUGAUGUAAAAGCAUUUUACCGAAGCUGUGUCAGAUGUGGGUGUCUGUUGAUUUCUUGCUGAGAUUGUCAGACCACGUGCAUGAUCUUAUUGACAUGUCAGUGACAUUUGUGUUAGGAGUGUGAAUGAUAUUAUUGACAUGUCCCUGACACUGUGUCAGGCUGUGUGACUGCGCGAGAAGUGAUCAGUCCACGAGUAGCCUGCUCCCGAACGUAUCCCUGACAUUGCGACACACUUGUAAAUAACUUUUUUUUUUGUGAACUGGAAGUUUUUGUGUUCACUUUAAUUACUAACUUGUUUGACCCCGUGCUGGGGGUCGGAAGUUUGUAACGAGAACGUAGGUGACUGGUAAGAGAACAUGUAGCAGUGUUAACUCGUAUGGUGCAGUUGUGAUUCGGAAAACAACCCGGGUCAGAAGGUCAGAAGGUCAGAAGCGAUGUUAGGAUCUUUACCUGUGGACAGCAAGCGCGGACCCGAGAGGCCAGCAGUUAACUGGAGAUAAUCCGUUUCUUGCAUCCAGUCCACCAUAGCGCUCCGGUUGUUCCCUUACGUUGUAGUAUGGGAGGGUCGUGUGUGUGCUACCUCCACAUGCUAAGAGGGCUGAAGAGUGCAGUGCACUUCACCUCCCGCCUAAAUAAACCGGAAGUGAAGUUGGCAGAUAAAUAAAGGUUCUUAGAGAAGAAAGCACAAGACGUAAAACAGAAAGCUGGCUACCCUUGCCGCUUUUCACACCUGCGCAGGUGAUUGGGCAGCUGAGUAUUGAACACUUACCAGGCUGCUUUCAUCCUGGCAAUAUCUUGGUAUGUGUCUGUUAACCGGAAUAGUUUCGUUAGUGUCGUGCUGACUGAUCUUGCACAAGUAAACUAAUGUUCGGCAUAAACGAACAGUUCCAUGUACAUACUGUCAAUGAAAUUAUUUUUUUGCAAUUAAUGAUACAUGUUGUCAACUGUUUUGCAGUAUUGAUGAAUAUACGGUAUCCGUGUCCGAAUAUGACAUUACUUAGUGUACUGACCGCCAUGGCUGCGUACUGUGUUCAGUGUGGAAGACUUGCAGCUGACGGGGAGAAAAGAAUGGCCACAGAAAACUUGUUAGACCGCUCACUCCCUGUAUGAAGGGGGCGGCCUAAGCUUUGCUCAAUGACAACGUGCUUCUUGUAUCUUCACUUGCAUGCAGUUUUAUUAAAGGCAACUAGCACGCAUCA
Pomacea canaliculata is the source of this 7930-nucleotide messenger RNA. Its product is annotated as allatostatin-A receptor-like. Gene Ontology annotation, cellular component: membrane. The record is from RefSeq and is a predicted model, not a curated record. Lineage: Eukaryota; Metazoa; Mollusca; Gastropoda; Architaenioglossa; Ampullariidae. Gene Ontology annotation, molecular function: G protein-coupled receptor activity. Gene Ontology annotation, biological process: G protein-coupled receptor signaling pathway.